Messenger RNA from Sycon ciliatum, 2508 nucleotides. RefSeq lists its product as uncharacterized. Lineage: Eukaryota; Metazoa; Porifera; Calcarea; Leucosolenida; Sycettidae. The record is from RefSeq and is a predicted model, not a curated record. The transcript is spliced from 9 exons. Gene Ontology annotation, molecular function: protein binding; zinc ion binding. Bases 272 to 1633 code for a protein of 453 amino acids.
CCCUGUUUUCCGCCACUGCGCUGCACCACUAGUGUAGUGCGGGCACUGCCACUAGUCGAGUCGUCUGCUCUCCUCCACAGCUCCGAAGGUCCAGUCUCUCUCUCUGUCUCAUUGCAGGAAAGGUGAGCGAGGCGUUCAGCAAACAAGACUUGCUCCUCGAAAACCAGCCGAAGACAAUUGCGGAGCUGCUUCAUGCCUUCAGCCAGAGCGUGAAGCAACCAAAAACAUUAGAGGAGCUCAGCCCGUUCAGCAACUGGCAAGGGACGCAAGAAUGGCUGACUCGUCUCAUUUAUCUCGCGGCGCUAUUGGGGUCAACUCGCCUGACGCGUAUCGCACACUCACGACCGGCUAUGCAGGUCCAAACUCCUCUUUCUCACUGUCCGGAGGCAGCGGUGCAGGUGCCGGCAGCAGCAACAGUGGUGGUGGUGGUGGUGUCAGCAGUAGUGUUGGCGUCAGCGGCAGCGGUGGUAACAGCAGCAUGAUUGGAGGCAGCGGCGGUAUGGUCACCAGCAGCUCUGCCUCGGGCAGUGCGACGGCGGACGAGACGAUGACCACCGUGCACGGCGCGCCCAUCGUCACCAUCGACGCGGACUUGGCCGUGGCGGGAAAGGUGGACGACACUCUGGUCUGCAGCAUCUGCACGAACGUGAUGCGCGACCCUCACCUGGUGGUGAACUGCGGCCAUCACUUCUGUCUGCAAUGCCUGGAGAAAUACAGAACUACUCGUUCAGAGUGCGCUUUGUGUCGAGGACAAAUCACAGGUGCUAAAGGAGAGGUUGUACCUGACCUAAGUCUGGGGAGACGUAUCAACGACAUCAAGAUUCGCUGCGAAUCUUCCGACCUUGGAUGUCAAUGGAUAGGCCUUGUAGGAGACUACGCUGCGCAUUGUCGUAGUGAUGAUUGCCAGGUGACCUGUCCUCAGAAGUGCGGAGAGAACUUGCAACGAACAAAGGUGGAUGAGCACAUCGCGGAGGUUUGCCCGCAGUCCCUGGUUCCUUGCAAGUUUGUACGCAUUGGAGCAGGGUGCAAAUCAAAGCUGUUGCGCUGUGAGCUUGCAGAGCACUUGCGACAUUCGAUGUUGGAACACCAGAUCCUGCUUGCUCAGAGUGUGGAUUCGUUGACAUCGCACGUCUGGAUGGCAGCCAGUACGCCGAAUCAUGAGCGCACGACGGUCUUCACCUGGGUCUUCACCGACUUCAAGCGAUACCUGGAUGGUUCCAAGAACCGAUUGUUCAGCGAGCCGUUCUAUAUCGGACCCUGUGACAGUGGCUACAGGCUUGUCUUGCGUGUUGAGACUGGCUACCAAGAUCAAGCCAUAUCCACCUUCUACUGUGUGGCACGAGGCAAGAAUGACGACAGGCUGGAGUGGCCAUUCCGUCGACCAGUGACAUUUCAGGCGCUGCACAGCGUGACGCACAAGGUUGUCAUACAGGACCGGUCCAUGCCGCCGACGCGAGAAGAGUCCAUCCGCCUGAUCACGGCACGGCCCAAGACGGAACGCAACAAGCGAGGUUGGGGCCGGGCCACGUUUGUGCCGUUCAAGCGCCUCGACGAGAUCGGCCUGAAUGCCGCAAACUCGUUUGUGUUGCGCAUCGUAGUGCCCUGGAGCGAGAUGUCCGAGGCGACCAAGUGAGUUCCGCCGCCUGUGCGUGCUCGGUCAUCCGCCUCCACGACUGGCUGCUGCAUGAGAGCUGUUGACAUGCCUUUUUUAACAACGUACCCGAUCAUCACUUGACUGACUUUGACAGAUAUCUGCAAUGGAACUACAACCUGACCCUGGCACGCCUGGCCUACUGCGGCAUGCAUGGUUGUUGGAGUGCGCGCCACUCAGUUGCCAAGCAGAACGGAGACGACUUUAUUGAAUGGUUCAUUGUAUAUAUGACUUGAAACUGAAUCACCUGCUAAGACGUGCUCUCCCUGCCGCUCAACUUACCCCUUGUUCUCCCUUGCCAUUGUUGCUGAUUUGAUUUUUCAUUUCGUUUUCACCGUUGAAAUUACUGUUUUGCUGUCACUUGCUGUGCCCCCACGACGUGCACACGCACAUGACAUGAGCACCAUUGAGCAAUAACGACCGGUCACACACGAGCUGACACACGAUGUACGCCCAUCGUGUCCAGCGACUGGAACUCCCAGCACCUGCUAGCGUCCUAUUAAAAACAGCCUGGUUAUAUCAGCUGCAAGCGCGGCGCUGAACUUUGGCAUAAUUACAUCGUUCAAGUUAUGGUCUACAAUCAACUUCAUUCUGUCUCGCUUCUUCUUCUUCCUCUCUAAUAGCCUCUUGCUAUUUUUCACUUCUUGUUCCUUCCCUAUUUGUGCACAUGACUUUGAAAUCUUCUAUAAGAACUAUUGCUUCUGGAUGUGUACCCACUGAAGCAAAUCCCUCAUUGAUAUCUUCAUCAUUUUUGUAGGCUUCCCUGGUACGAUCGCCACCUGAACUUCUUGUUUGAGCACAGAGUAAGUGAUCACUCUUUGUCGUACACUCUUAACCGAAACAAAUGUCUGAUUGAA